CCGCCGCUGCAGUUCCCGGGGCGCCACAUGGACCGGGCCAGUCCGAGCGCGCUCCGCCACUGACUGCCCGCCCGCCCGCCAGCACCCCGGCCCGGGGAAGGCAGAGAACUCCUGGCCACACUUGCAUGUGAGUUCUGACCCUUGGAGGAGCCACUGAGGAAUCAAAGCCAUCGUCAUGGAGUUCGUGAUGAAACAGGCCCUGGGAGGGGCCACAAAGGACAUGGGGAAGAUGCUUGGAGGCGAUGAGGAGAAGGACCCUGACGCAGCCAAGAAGGAGGAGGAGCGCCAGGAGGCCCUGCGUCAGGAGGAGGAGGAGCGCAAGGCCAAGUACGCCAAGAUGGAGGCCGAGCGUGAGGCCAUGCGACAGGGCAUCCGAGACAAGUACGGCAUCAAGAAGAAGGAGGAGCGCGAGGCGGAGGCCCAGGCCGCCAUGGAGGCCAAUUCGGAGGGCAGCCUGACAAGGCCCAAGAAGGCCAUCCCGCCGGGCUGUGGGGACGAGCCAGAGGAGGAGGACGAGAGCAUCCUGGACACGGUCAUCAAGUACCUGCCCGGGCCACUGCAGGACAUGUUCAAGAAGUAGCGACCCUGCGCUGGACGGCAGCCCGCCCGCGCCGGGAGCCCCCAACCCCAUCGCCCCGAUCUCCCACUUAGCCCCUGCCCGUGCCCUCCGGAGGCCCCUGAAGGGAUGUCGGGAGCAGAGUGCAGCCCCCCCAACGCCAAUAUAAGCCAUAGUCCUAGAUCUGUCAGCCCCUGUCCCCCUCACACCUCGGGAGCCUACGCACCUCUCACUUCCACCCUCUCCCAGCACCGCCAUCGCCACCGCCCCCGGGGGCAGGGGCGGCCGCCCCUCCCCUCGGCCCCUGCGGUCUGUGCUGCCGGCACCCCCGGGGGCCGGCCCACGUGCUCCUCUGGGUUGGACCCUCCCCCAGAGCCUGGGACGUCCCUUACUGCUCCCGCCCUUCACACCCACCCUGCAGUGCCCAAGGCCAGGGCCACCGAAAGGGCCAGCAUCUCGACCACCCCUGGGUGCGCCGUCCCUGCGUUGGUGGGCGCUUGUCCGGUCCCAAACUCAGGAGCACAGCCAUAGUGGGGGGAAGGCGGGCGUGCAGGCUGGGAGAGGAGCUGGGAGGGGCGAGCAGCCUCACCCUUGGGACAGGGGUGGGAAGACCCCCAUCCCUGCGGUUACACCUGGGCUGCAGGAUCUCUAAUCUUCCUGUCUGAAGGUUGCCCACCUCCACCGGCCACCCCCCUCACAUUCAUUGUCCAUCUGUCUCUCCAUGUCCUUCACUCUCCCUUCUCGGCCCACUCCUCUGGAAGGCUUUGCUUCUUAUCAAUACCAAGACCCGUUUCUCUUCUAAACUGAGGGAAACAAAGCAAUAGGCCUAGGGGGAAAUUUCUCAGACCCGCCCCCCACCUGCCCUCCCCGCCCAGUGCGGAAUACACACUGACCCUCACACACCCCUGUAACUCUGCCCCGGAGUCCGAGGGCCCGGCCACCCCCCUCCCUGGCUGGCACCUCUGGUCUAACCCCUGGAGGCUGCUCUGAAUGGGGGGAUCCCCUGCCGCCUCCCUCUGCACCCCGCCGUCCCCCUCCC
Enhydra lutris kenyoni (northern sea otter) is the source of this 1595-nucleotide messenger RNA. Its product is annotated as complexin 1. Gene Ontology annotation, cellular component: SNARE complex; terminal bouton. Bases 176 to 580 code for a protein of 134 amino acids. The transcript has 4 exons. Gene Ontology annotation, biological process: neurotransmitter transport; regulation of neurotransmitter secretion; synaptic vesicle exocytosis. NCBI's taxonomy places the organism in Eukaryota, Metazoa, Chordata, Mammalia, Carnivora, Mustelidae. The record is from RefSeq and is a predicted model, not a curated record. Gene Ontology annotation, molecular function: syntaxin binding.